AUGGACAACCAAUCCACAGACUAUUAUUUUCUGCUCAUGGAAUUCUCAGAGGUACGAGAACAGCAGAUACUUUAUUUCUUGGUUUUCCUGGUGAUGUAUUUUGUAGUUGUGACAGGAAACCUCCUCAUCACCUUUGCAAUAAUUUUCAACCAUCACCUGCAUACACCAAUGUACUUCUUCCUGUUGAACUUGGCCAUACAAGACCUUGUGGCUAUUUCAGUUAUUCUCCCUAAAUCAAUGGCUAAUAUUCUCAUGAAUACAAGAUACAUUUCUUAUCGUGGAUGUAUUUGUCAAGUUUUCUUUUUGGUCUUCUUUCUGGGAUCAGAUUUGUGGGUCCUCACUGUCAUGGCAUAUGAUCGUUAUGUUGCUAUUUGUAAUCCAUUGCAAUAUGAAAAAAUAAUGAACAAACAAGCUUGCAUUUACAUGAUUCUUGCAGUUUGGAUCAGCAACCUUCUUAAUGGAUUGUUGCAUACCUCUGCUAUCUUUGAAACCCCUUUUUGUUCCAACAUCAUCAAUCAGUUCUUCUGUGAAAUUCCAAAGCUACUUAAACUCAGUUGUACAGGGUUAAACAAAAAUGAAAUCAAAGUAAUUGUGGUCUUUUCUGUUUUAGCCUUUGUUUGUUUUUUCUUUAUUCUUUAUACUUAUGUAUCCAUUUUCACUGCUGUGCUGAAAAUUCACUCAUUGGAAGGAAGGAAAAAAGCCGUUUCUACUUGCCUACCUCAUGUUAUUGUGGUUUCCAUAUUCUUAUUAUCUGGAUUCUUUGCUCAUUUGAAACCUUCCUCCACUUCAUUGGACUUAAUCUCAGCUUUGUUAUAUUGUGUUAUCCCACCUUGUUUGAAUCCUGUCAUCUAUAGUAUGAGAAAUAGAGACAUCAAAAUUGCCUUGUCUAAAGUGUUAAAUAUAAGGAAAAUGUACAAGAAAAUAUCAAACAUCAAGUGUAUUUCUGGAUAA
Molecule: messenger RNA, 951 nt
Organism: Protobothrops mucrosquamatus (brown spotted pit viper)
Lineage: Eukaryota; Metazoa; Chordata; Lepidosauria; Squamata; Viperidae
Product: olfactory receptor 14J1-like
Exons: 1
Coding region: 1-951 (316 amino acids)
Biological process (GO): G protein-coupled receptor signaling pathway
Cellular component (GO): membrane
Molecular function (GO): odorant binding; olfactory receptor activity; G protein-coupled receptor activity
Source: RefSeq, a predicted model, not a curated record